Molecule: messenger RNA, 2435 nt
Organism: Diprion similis
Lineage: Eukaryota; Metazoa; Arthropoda; Insecta; Hymenoptera; Diprionidae
Gene: Kr-h2
Product: Krueppel homolog 2
Exons: 6
Coding region: 173-934 (253 amino acids)
Biological process (GO): endoplasmic reticulum tubular network organization; membrane organization
Cellular component (GO): membrane; endoplasmic reticulum
Source: RefSeq, a predicted model, not a curated record
GUGUCGCCGGUGCAGCAGCAAAGUCGAUUCGAGUCAAGUCAACUCGCACCUGCUCGUGAAAGCCCGAGAAAUACACGUAGCCGUGAAAACGGCUCAGAUUAAACUGUGAUUAUUUACUACGAGAAAUUGAAUCAAUUAAUAUAAGGUUAAACAGCAUAUAGUAGAUAUAAGAAUGGCCGAUACUGCGAGCAAUGGCUCAGGCGACAGGACUGCGACGACAGAAAAGGGGUGGGAAAAUUUGAAACAGCAUGUUAUUGAUAACAAAAUAUCGGUCGGACUAUGGGCUACAAGAGUAUUGACCAUACUUUUCACAGUGGGCUACAUUAUUCCAAUUUUUGGAAAUCCUUACAACGCUUAUUACAAGAUCUUGAUGUGCAACGCAGCGACCAGCGCUCUUAGACUUCAUCAAAGACUUCCACGAGUACAAUUUAGCAGAGAAUUCUGGACACUUCUGGUUCUGGAGGAUUCGUGUCACAAUUUAUUCUACUCAUUAAUAUUUCUGUACGUUGCUCCAGCUUCACUCGUGAUUGCUCCUGUUUUACUCUUCGCUGUUUUGCAUUCGGCGAGUUAUUCGCUGACUUUGUUGGAUUGUCUAGGACAAAACAGCUGGUGGGGAGCACGCUUACUGAUCUCUUUAGUAGAAUUCCAAUCUCGGAACAUACUUAGACUGUGUGCAAUCUGUGAAGCCCUCCUUCUACCGUAUACGAUACUACUGAUCCUCAACGGACGAGCCGGAUUACUGACGCCCUUCAUCUAUUAUCAAUUUCUGGCCUUACGUUUGUCUUCGAGACGCAAUCCAUUCACUCGCAAUCUGUUCCAUGAGAUUAGUAAUUCUUUGUCGGCCAUUUCAAACAAGCCGGGUACACCAGCUAUAUUGAAACGAGCGAUCACAUUUGUCAUAGGGCUAAUACAACACAUGUCUCGCGUUCCCUAGUAAUAUCAUUUGUUAUUUAAUUCUACGUAUUCGUUGUUUUUCCAUUCUGAAUAAUAACAGAUUUUUUUUUCUUGCAUAAUCCAAAUGGGGAUACCUUUGGAUGUUCGAUAAUGUUCAAAAAUCGAACAAUUAAUAUAUUAAGAAGCUUCUGAAGAGGAUGGUUGUCAGACUUUGGAACCGAAUUUAAAAUAUUGUUUCAAAAUGAAUUUCAUAUUAACCAGUAUAAUUGUUAUGAUCCUCCCACCCCCAUUUUAUAAAUAAAAAGAAAAAAUCUUAUUUUUCAUGAAUCCUAUUCGAUAUCGGAAAGUAUUUAACCGACGGCUAUAGAUUGGCUGAUAUAAGAAACCGCCUCUUCGGUACACCCUGCAAAAGUUUGAACGAUAGAUUUUGAAGAUCUUGACAGCAAAUCAUGAUGCUUUUGCAAUUUUUGUUUUGUUACUCAUUAACGACUACUUAUCUAUUAAAACUUAGCACAGAAUGUUUGCUACGACGAUUUGUCACAAUUUUCUCAAUUAAUUCUCAGAUUUUCAACGGUUCUAGAUGUAUUAAUGUGUUAAUAUUAAACUUAACAAUCAUAAUUAUCGAAAGAAGGAAAUGAAAGCCAACCAUAACGACCAACAUUCAAUAUCAUUAUAAGAUUGUAGUGAAGGAAACUGCAUGCAGAGCAAAGUUGUGCAAAGUAUUUACUGCUCUUACACGAUGCACGAGCAACAAUGCUAUUCUUUUAAAUUAUUCCGGAGUGUUUACAAGAGUAUGACUAAAUCCAUUUGAAAUAUUGAUUCAUUACUCUGAGCAUUUCAAUGUAAAAUAUGUCUUCGCCCAAUGCUCCUCUUCUCUCCUCAAAGAACAAAAAAAAUUUCGCAAUGUGUACUAAACGAAAGAGUAUGCUCAUUCACAAGAAUCACCAAAACGUGCAUUGUUUAAGUUCUGAUGAUCUGAACAGUACACAGUUCUAUAAUUUUUUUACCACUGAUUAUCGUGACUAACAUAUCGUUGGUGAUUUGGAUAAAUGUUUAACAACAUCUAGCAAUUUAUUUUUAGAAUAUGAAACUGUGCCUCACUGAGAAUGUCAACAGAAUAAAAAUUUCAUACUGUGCGUAGUUUAGUUUCAUAAUAUUUGGGAUCACUUUUCCAAACACGGAGUAAAAAAUGAAGAUAAAAUUAGAUGUACAGGCAAUUUAAGCUUAUUCGAAAUUUGUCUUAUUUCAAAUAUUCGGUUGAAUUAUGCUUAAGAAGUAUUACCCGAAAUUUUAGAUUUAUAGUUAUGUGGAAUUCACGUAUCACUGUAAUAAUCAAUACCAAUUUACUACUGUGCAAGUGUAAGCAUAAUAAAAUUGCUGCUAGAUGCAAAGGCAUGAUAAUUAACACUUUUGCAUUCUAUCGAUAAUUCGAUAUUAGUUAGUGUCUUGUUACAUAUUGAUAUUUGUAUGUAUAUUAUGAUUAUUCAAUUUAUCUUGUGGUCGCUGGAUAUUAUACCAUAAAUUUGUUUUUUUAAAUCGGU